Molecule: messenger RNA, 1989 nt
Organism: Melampsora larici-populina 98AG31
Lineage: Eukaryota; Fungi; Basidiomycota; Pucciniomycetes; Pucciniales; Melampsoraceae
Exons: 6
Coding region: 1-1989 (662 amino acids)
Source: RefSeq, a predicted model, not a curated record
AUGGCAUCUCUCUUCUGUGAACGAAUAUCUGGACAGGUAAAGUUUCCUCUGCACAGCAAACUACCCAGUGAAGCUAGUUCAUCUGCUGCCAAGAUGGAGCCAGAAGCUAUUGGGUUCGAUAGGUUCACUUCCACCGCCUCCAGAGAUAUUCCUAUUGCUAUGAAUAAAAUGGGGUUCCUUCCUUCAGAGGAAGCGCACAUAAACUCCAGAGUUCGAGAUAGAGAAGACACUUUACAUAUUCCAACAAAAAGAAUAAAGAUCGAAGCAAACGAAGCAAGUCAAGACCCAGCAUCCAGAAGCCGGGAAGCAGGUAUCAGUACUGGUGCUCCCAUAUCUGUACCUUCACUACAGGCUGUGCUGUAUUCAUUCUUCUUUCAAUCAGCAAAGAAACUCUUUGCAACUCCUCGAUUUGACCCACAUAUCAUCAAGCUAGCUGGUGGUAUUCGAAGAUUGAUAUCAAAGUCCCAGCCUUGGGAUUUGUGGAUUCACAAAGAUCAGCGACUGGUAGUAAAGUGGUUUAUGACCGCGCAUACUGCGUUGCAUAAAGGUACCUUGAGUGAAUGUGAAAGAACCUGGGCUUUAGGUAUUGUUGCCGCGCUAGUCAAAUAUCUACGUCCAAUAACAACGGACAUUGUUCAAAGACUGAAGGAGGUCACUUGGAAGUAUCAUGUCUAUUUGGAGAUACAAGCCGCCCUUAGUAUGACAUACCUACACUUCUGUCAUAAACUUGAAUUUGAGGUCUCACUGACAGAGAGAUUCAAGUCGCUUUUGAUGACUUCCCAGCGUCACCCCACCAACAAAGCUUUAGAAGAAUGUUUUUCAAGAGCCAGACUGUUUAGAUCACAUGAUGAAAUUAGGGCAAGACACUUCCCAGAUAAAUGGGAUGGAAUUGAUAACUUUGUCUCUGGCUAUCUACUGAAUGUUAAAAUUCCUCAAGAAGACAUGAGCAUCAAGUACAUGAUCCAUAAGUUUGCCAGUUAUUUCAGGAAUAUUGAAAUCCCCAGCUGGGAAGGAACAUAUGCCAAGGCAAUAUUCAUUUAUCUCAUGAAUCAUUGGCAGGAUACAGAUGCAAGCUGUCUCAGCAGACUUAUGGAAUGGAUUGAAGCAGAUUUUGAUCUCUACAGAGAUCUUCAUCUGCCUUAUUUCAAGGCUGAUGUCAAAGCAAUUCUCAGUAACCCAGAAAUUCUCUCAAGGGGUAUAACAUAUGAUGAAUUGAUUGAUACUUCUAAACCAUUUAGAGCACCAAUAUUCAAGACAUUCUUGAGCUCCAGAGGAAAAGAAGAAUUCUCAGAUAGCACUCAGGGUGACAUGUACAAAUUGACAGUUAUUGCAUCUCUUAUUCAUCCAUCCUUAAAAGAAUUAGUUACCCAAGCAAUUGACCAAAACCCCAGUAUUAUCCAAAGACUAGCACCAGUUUGGUUGAAAAUGUAUCCAGACUUGUCAGUGAAAUCCUAUCACCUUUUUGACUACCACUAUAUUACAUUUCAAAAAAGGCCACAAUAUCUUGCCAGUGCCCAUAGGCAAUUGCUAUUAGAAAAAAUGUCUAGAUACUCCAAAACUAAAUCACUAGGAAAGUUUCUUCAGCUAAUUCCACUAAAUGGCUCCAAGCUUGAUCCAAGCUUGCAUAUGAUUAAAUUUUUUGAAGAUGCAACAGAUAUUGUUUUGGAGAGAUUGAAUAAGGAUAUCAGAUUUAGGGGACAGAUAUAUCACAGUAUAGGACAUGUGUUUGAGUCAACAAGGUUUAUCAAAAGAUUUCCACCAGUGAAUGAAUAUGUUCUGAUCUCUGAGCUUGAUCCUUUUUUGACAUCACUUAAUACAAUGAUAGCUCCUCAAUCAAUUUGGGCUCUUGGGGAAUUAAAAAACCCCAAGGACUUCAUCUCUUUGUGGGCCAAAAAGCCUGAACUUGUGACUUCAGUGGUCACACUUGGUGAUAUGCCUGACCCCAAAGUAGAGAGCUUGCAAUGGAUACAAGAGCAAGUGAAACCUUAG